This is a messenger RNA of Colletotrichum navitas, 1995 nucleotides long. RefSeq lists its product as uncharacterized. The transcript is spliced from 2 exons. The record is from RefSeq and is a predicted model, not a curated record. The coding region runs from base 1 to 1995 and encodes 664 amino acids. Lineage: Eukaryota; Fungi; Ascomycota; Sordariomycetes; Glomerellales; Glomerellaceae. Gene Ontology annotation, molecular function: protein binding.
AUGACCCUGAAGUCAAAUGUCAUCCGAGACUCUGUUUCACAUAUAACAUCUUACACCCAAGUUCUUCAACUCAGUUUGAUAACUCUGUCACUAGGCUCAUUAUGGACCCAGCAAAAGUCACAGGACCAGGUGCAUGCCGAAAUCAGGAAGCUUACCGACGCUAUCCGGUCUACGAACCUCAUCUCUCAAGUUGGCACUACCCAGAGACGUUUUUCAACCGAGUGGGACGAUGACACCGAGACCAGAGUAAACGACUCGGUGUCGGUGACAAAAGAGAUUCAGGCUUGGCGAUUGUCUGCAGAUGAAGUUGCCGCUGCGGUCACUCUCCAAGAUGCGGACCAUAGCAAGUCAAUUUUGUCCUUCAGCCCGUCGUUCUCCAAUCUGUCUCUGAACAACGACCUUGUAUCACAACCGGCGCCGCUCGGAAGCGUUGACUCUGAUGAUUGGGAUCCCGAGCCCGAUCACCCAGACGGUCCAAGCAAAGAUAUAUUACGCCAUCAAUUCGACGCAAACCAGGAAAUAGUUGAUCGUCUAGUGAGCUGCGGCAUCUUUCUCCGAGCGUCGCUUUACCAGAAGAGGGGCAUCGAAAUACGAGAACAGCUGAGCCAGCCCGGCUAUGACCUCCAGUUCAGCUUCGCCGAGAAAGCUGUCAUGAAAGAAAGACUGGCUGACAUUCUGUUGCGAAGCGAGACGGAAGAAGAGACCGUUGAAGCGAAGACCAUCCUGCAAAGGCUACUGGAAGAAGAAGUCAAGCAACCCGAGGAGUUCAAGGAUGUCGAGCGCCGCAGCCGCCUGUAUCAUAACCUCGGAUGCCUUUAUAUCAAGCUCGGCAACCUGAAGCAGGCGAAGACCUUCCUCAGUCGAGCUCUUGAAGGUCGAAAGAACCAGAAACCUAUGCCAGUCCACUCGGUACAAGACACGGCUGACCUAUACAUCAAAGCACUGAAACUCGACGGGGCGUUUGAUGAAGCAGGCGGAGUGGAAGUUUGGGUCAACAAUGUAAUUAUACCCUUGGCGAGCCGACCAGCAUCGCCACCAGAUUCAGAACUCAUAGGAGGCCUCAGAAGACCGUCGUCCAUGGGGGAGCUUUCUCAAGCCUUUGCCUGGUGCCGAGAGAACGGUUUCGACGUCGACAUGCCCGGCGGUUUCCGAUUCGAUACUUGUGAUUUCGUGACGCGGACAUCGCCACUGCACAAAGCGAUCCAGGACGAAAAUAUCGAAGUCCUAAGACAGAUGAUGGGGCAUGUUGCCAGCCUUGAGACUGGAGGAGAUCUUGGUGUCCCGACGCCAUUGCUACUCGCAGCGUCAACCAAGAACCGUGAUAUCGUCGGUUUGUUAUUGCGGAGCGGUGCUCGUGUCAAUGUACGCGAUAGCGCAGGGCUCAGUCCGCUCCACAGGUGUCAAAGCAAGUACGGCGGCGUCAAUGUAGCCAAGCUCCUGCUUGACGACACCCCUAUUUUGCUGGACACCGUCGACAACUCGGGCAAAACAGCGCUGUUCAUGGCUUGCGAGAUGGGGAACGAGAAGAUGGUUCACUUCCUCCUAGAACAAGGAGCCAACCCCAACAUCUGCCAAAAAACCAGAAGAGGGUCUACGUUGUCUCCCUACUUGGGUGGCACCAACGUAUGCACCCCGUUGAUUGCCGCGAUUCAGGUGGUGGCAACAAAAAGCUCACGCAAGAUUGGGAUUAUAGAAGACUUGCUAUGCCAUGAAGCGGACCCUCAUCUCACUGAUGCCAACGGUAGAAAUGCGUUUCAAGCAGCCAACAACUCGGGGCUGGCAGGGUCGGAAAUCAAGCGACUCCUUCAAGAGCAUGGCUCGUCAUCAUCCAGGAGGUCGAGUGAUACGUCUUCUUCGGCGACAAUCUUCACCAGGUCGUCUAACUCAAGUGACAACAUCCCGUCUACAUCUGCCCGGAGGGUUAAUCUCAUGAGAUUUUGGAGCAGAUCUGAAUCAACGCAAUCGGGGAUCGAGACGGUUCCGGAGCGAGAGUAA